AAAAAAUGCGACGUGAAUUCAUGUGGCAGUAACUCAGAGUGCAUUAAUCUUCCUGGAGGCUACAAGUGUGAGUGUAACACUGGAUACAAUUCUUCGAGCGGUAAUGGAACCUUGUGCAGCGACAUCAAUGAAUGUGAUAGUCUGGUAUGCGGACAAAACUCUCGAUGUCAGAACAGCCCUGGGAGCUUCAGCUGUGAAUGUAUAAGAGGCUAUUUCUUACCGAACGAACACUCAAGUUGUGUUGAUAUUAACGAAUGCGAACGCGAACAGACUGUCUGUGGAGACAACUCAUUGUGCGCAAACAGCAUUGGAAACUACAGUUGUGAAUGCAUGACAGGUUACAUGUCGCCAAGCGGUUCCAAUUGUGUUGAUAUCGACGAAUGCGAAAAUAUUGUUUGCGGAGAGAACUCACAAUGCCAAGCUAGCAAUGGGAACUACAGCUGUGAAUGUCUUUUUGGCUAUACAUCUCUAAAUGGAUCCAAUUGUGUUGAUAUCGAUGACUGCGAGGAAGCAGUUUGCGGAAACCAUUCUAUGUGUAAUAACAGUAUGGGAAGUUUCUUGUGUCAGUGCAAUGCCGGCUUUACAUCACCAAAUGGUUCCCAUUGUGUUGAUAUCGAUGAAUGCGAGGAAACAGUUUGCGGAAACCAUUCUAUGUGUAAUAACAGUAUGGGCAGUUUCGUCUGUCAGUGCAAUGCCGGCUAUACAUCACCAAAUGGUUCCCAUUGUGUUGAUAUCGAUGAAUGCGAGGAAGCAGUUUGCGGAGACCAUUCUAUGUGUAAUAACAGUAUGGGAAGUUUCUUGUGUCAGUGCAAUGCCGGCUUUACAUCACCAAAUGGUUCCCAUUGUGUUGAUAUCGAUGAAUGCCAGGAAUCAGUUUGUGGAAAUCAUUCUAUGUGUAAUAACAGUAUGGGUAGUUUCGUCUGUCAGUGCAAUGCCGGCUAUACAUCACCAAAUGGUUCCCAUUGUAUUGAUAUCGACGAAUGCUCUGAAGUUGCUCCUUGUGGCUCAAACUCAGAUUGCUCAAAUUUUGAAGGCAGCUAUAGCUGCAAUUGUUUCUCUGACUUUUUCUCUCCCUCUGGCUCUCACAAUGACUGUAAAGCUUUGUUCGAAUGGGAUCAAUCGCCAACGAAUGGUUCAAUAAUGACUGUACAGAAUGACACCGAUCUGAUGAAAAUCUUGAGCAAACCCUGCAUAGCAUUAAAUGGAUCAGAAGUGAGUAGCUCAAACUGCCGAAAUGAAUCAACGAUGAUUCUGAAGCACUACAAGCUGAUUAGCACUAAAAUGACUUGGCCAAACGCAAAAGAUAAUUGCGAGAACAUUGGUGGCAGGUUGUACGACAACUUCAACGAGAUUGGACAAUUGGUAGCUGAUUUUUCCCUUUCGACAAACAAUUGGGAGUUUUGGAUCGGCGUCUCGUCUUCCGCGAAAAGUGAUACCUGGAUCACGACACUAGGUAUUGACGUGACUGAUAACGCGCGACAGCUUUUCAACGAUCCAGAUUCUUGGCGCCAAGUGGAUAGAUGUAUAAAAUAUGACGCAGAAAACCAGAUAUGGAGUAUUAGCCGACCUCAGCCUAACGAAUACUCAGAGUCGGUGUGUACCUUAUUCGAUGGACUUGGCAGCUGAAAUAAAGAUGAAGAACAGAUUAGCUCGAGUUGGAGCGAAUAGCUACUUUCAAAAGAUUACAACUUACAUCUUUCACUUUGAUCCAACUACUGAUGACUACACAUUUUUGACUAC
Molecule: messenger RNA, 1740 nt
Organism: Symsagittifera roscoffensis
Lineage: Eukaryota; Metazoa; Xenacoelomorpha; Acoela; Convolutidae
Product: adhesion G protein-coupled receptor E1-like
Exons: 10
Coding region: 331-1626 (431 amino acids)
Molecular function (GO): calcium ion binding
Source: RefSeq, a predicted model, not a curated record